Molecule: messenger RNA, 2122 nt
Organism: Doryrhamphus excisus (bluestripe pipefish)
Lineage: Eukaryota; Metazoa; Chordata; Actinopteri; Syngnathiformes; Syngnathidae
Gene: meak7
Product: MTOR associated protein, eak-7 homolog
Biological process (GO): response to oxidative stress; TOR signaling
Cellular component (GO): nucleus
Source: RefSeq, a predicted model, not a curated record
CCAGGAAGUUACACAAAUCGUUCGAAUGAGCCGGAAGGUCUCAGCUGAUGUUUACUUAAAGUUUCCCCACGUAAUGCCUCCAUUUUGUGUGGUCUAACGGGACGGGAGGGCACCAUGGGCAACACUGAGAGUGCGCUGGUGCAGAAGCGUCUGUCCCGCUUCCGUCCUGAAGAUCGGCCGGUGGUUGAAGGCGUGUUUGACGGGCUGCGACGAAACGUUGCGGCACGCGCAGGAAACACUCUCACGUUUGAUAUGUUGCAGUCGUCCAUGUCCAAGAUGGCCCCAAAGUCCAUGGUGGUGAGAUUAUACCAGUGCAUGUGCAGGAUCGACGUCGGACCAACCGCAUCCGGCAAAGUAAGCGUCGGCGCGGCUUCAGGAGUGACUCGAGAGCAAUUGGUCGUCUUCCUCGCCGACACCCUGCAGGGCACCGCGGAAGAACGAGCUCCUCUUGUUAUGGCCAUGUCGCAGGGAGCCUCAGAAAGCCCCACGAGUGUCACUACUGAGCAAGUCAUGCAGUUCUUGCAGGACCUCAUCUCUGCUGUAGUUCAGAUUGUUGUCACUAAAGGACGCCUUCAGGGGUGGAACCCUGAAAAUAUGCCACAUGGCUCUCUUGGUGUCAAGCUUUUGGCGGAGCACCUUUGUUCAGAACUCAAACCCACAGACCAAGGCGGCUGUGAUGUUGCCUGUUUGGAAGACUGGAUCUUCAGAGUACCCCAAGUAUCUUCAUACCUGCUGACGCUGGUAGCUGAAGGGAUGAACGUGUCGCUAAGUACACAAUCGACUCGCACCAACCUGCUACCUCCUUGUAAAGACACGCCGUGGAAAGGGCUGAAGUGUCUGCUGGACAUUCCCACGCUCAUGUUUCUGGCGCCACAGCUGCCUGACGGACACAGCGCGCCUUGGAGGCUGGUGUUCUCCACGCUGCUGCACGGCGAGAGCUUCACCAGGAUGGUGGCCGGCCUGACGCAGUGCGGGCCCACUUUGCUGCUCAUCAAAGACACGAGGGGACACGUUUUUGGGGGUUUUGCCUCCCUCAGCUGGGGGGUCAGACCUCAGUUCCAGGGUGACUCCAGAUGCUUCCUGUUCUCUGUGUUCCCCACAAUGAGAGUUUAUGCAUGGACAGGUUACAACCAACACUUCAUGUACCUCAACCAGAACCAGCAGACCAUGCCCAACGGACUGGGAAUGGGCGGCCAGCAUAAUUACUUCGGCUUGUGGUUGGACAGUGAUUUUGGACGCGGUCACAGCCGUGCACGGCCAAAGUGUACAACCUUUGGCAGUCCUCAACUCUCGGGAGAUGAGGACUUUGUGAUGGACUCGAUGGAAGUAUGGGCAGUGGGACAGCAGGAGAAGGGUGAGGAAGAUGAGUCCAAAAGGAGUGUCUUGGAUAUGGAUCCAGAAGUCCAGGCCAUGAUGGAGAUGACGGGGAAGACUCUUCACAGUCAAGGUCUCAGAAAGGCGAAGGACGACCAGGAGCAGUGAGGGUCAGCAAAAACACGCACUGUGUCAUCUGUGUUUAGUUUGCACUUCUUCUUCUUCUUCCAGUGGAUGUUCAAUUAUCCGGUAUGUAUUUACACAAAAUCAACACCAACAGACCUCAAACUGGCCUUUUAUUGCGGCCAGCCAAAUGCGCACCUGUCAAUAACACAGAUUUAGACACAUUUGUUAACAAAUAUGCCACCUCCGACAUGUAAAACAUUUACAACUUUCAGUUGAGCCCAUGAAAAAAGAACAAAAAUAAAAGUGUUGCAUAUGUAUUUUAUUGUUGAGUGUUUGGGAGUUUUUAUAUCAGUCAACUGUGAAAGAUAGUUGAUGUUUCAGGGGGAAAAUCCAUCGUAAAACAGGAACGCACAGCAUCAUCGUCUUCACAGAUUGAAAGUAGUAAAAAAAAAAGUUUUAUAUUGCACACAAAGGGCUUUUAGCUUGGCGUGGCGUGUUGUUGUGCGUGUUGUGAGAUGAUUCAAACCUGCAAUAAAAGCCUGUUGUUCCAGCGAUCAAGUCUGGUGCUUCCAUUACAGGUAUAGUAUGUCUCAAUCAACAUGACAGUAACACUACUGACACCUCGUGGCCAAAUUAGAAUACAUAUUCAUUCACAGCAUCUUUUGAGUGUCUUCUCGAUGCU